Messenger RNA from Gigantopelta aegis, 1434 nucleotides. Its product is annotated as sodium-dependent lysophosphatidylcholine symporter 1-B-like. The record is from RefSeq and is a predicted model, not a curated record. Gene Ontology annotation, molecular function: symporter activity. The coding region runs from base 1 to 1434 and encodes 477 amino acids. Lineage: Eukaryota; Metazoa; Mollusca; Gastropoda; Neomphalida; Peltospiridae. Gene Ontology annotation, biological process: carbohydrate transport. Gene Ontology annotation, cellular component: membrane. The transcript has 13 exons.
AUGUCAAGUCAAAAGUAUUUGCGUAUCAAAGAAGACAUUGAUGACAAAGAUGAUGACAUCCCUCUAUGGCGGAAGUUGUGUUUCGCUGUAGGUGGCGCCCCCUACCAGAUAACAACCAAUGUGAUAGGUUUCUUCUUCAGUAUAUUUCUACUUGAAGUUGCAGAGAUUGAACCCAAAUAUGUGUCAAUAAUUUUAUUUGGUGGAAAAGCCUGGGACGCCAUAACGGAUCCAACAUGCGGUUAUCUAGUGCACAGAUCACCAUUCACAAAAUUUGGUCGUAUGAAGCCUUGGAUAUUACUUUCUACUCCGUUUGCAUGUGCCGCAUACUAUGGUUUGUUCUACGUGCCAGAUAUAUCGGAAGAAGCAAAGUUCGGAUACUAUUUUGCCAUGUUCUGCUUGUUCGAGGGACUACUUUCUGGUUUGCAUGUACCGUACACCUCGCUCACUAUGUACAUCAGCUCCAAACAGAAGGAAAGAGACUCUGCCACAUCAUACAGAAUGGUAUCAGAAGCCAUUGGCGUGCUUCUUGCGGUGAUUGUGCAGGGCAAGUUGGUUGAGAAGUACAGAACGGCUGGCGAAUGCUCCAAACCUGAAUCCACCGUAUCACCACAUUCAAUUGAUGAUCAGAAAUGGUCCUACACCUUGGGUUCCAUCAUCGUCAUUGGCAUAUAUGUGUUGUGUACUUUAAUAGUCUUCUUUGGUGUUAAAGAAAAGAGAGGACUGGUUGAAGACAAGAACUCGGCGUCGUAUUUCCGUGGCUUGAAGACAGUCAUUACAUAUGGACCUUACAUUAAGGCUGCUAUGGCAUUCCUCUUCAUCAGCAUAGCCAUCGGAGUUGUGCAAGGAAAUCUAGCUUUAUACUGCACCCACGCAUUAAAAAUGGGGGACAAAUUCUCAGAUUUCAUUUUAGUUGUUCUUGGUACAUCCAUUGUGAGCAUGCCGAUAUGGCAGUGUAUACUGAUUAAAUUUGGCAAGAAGACUGCGUAUGCUGUGGGCAUAAGUAUAUUUAUACCUGUACUAAUAAGUCAUCUCUACCUGCCGGCAGGAAACGAGUAUAUUUAUUAUGUCGUAGUCGCCAUAGCAGGACUCGGUAUUUCUGUAUCAUUGCUGCUGCCAUGGUCUGUCCUGCCAGAUAUUCUGGACUUGUUUAUGUUGGAAACUAAAACUAGAAAAGAUCCUAUAUUUUACUCUUUUUACGUCUUCUUCAACAAGUUAGCCAUCGGUCUUGGCUUAGGGAUAUCACAGGUUGCACUUCAAUUCGGAGGAUAUGAGACUGGUGCCUGUACACAACCCAAGUCUGUGGAGUUGACUCUACGUCUGCUGGUAGCCUGUCCAGUGGUAUUUGUUCUUAUUGCCCUUCUGUUUCUCUGGCGCUAUCCGAUAGAUGAGAAGAAACGUGAGCAGAUCAGAGAGGACAUUCUUAACAUGAUGUGA